AUGGCCUUGAAACCCGAAGACCCCUCUGGUGGGUUCAAACAUGGCGAAGUGGUGGCCUUCAUCAACGACAAGAUGGCCAGGCACACGAAAGGUCCUGAAUUCUACCUCGAGAAUAUGUCCCUGUCCUGGAGGCAGGUGGAAGACAAGCUCAGGGCCAUCGUGGAAGAUAGUGAGCUGCCCAGUGAGGCCAAGGAGGCCUGCGCCUGGAGCAGCCUGGCCCUGGCCGUGCGCUUCGCCGUCAGGCAGGGGCAGUUACAGGGGCUCAGGGUGCAGUGGCUGCAAGAGUUCUCCAAACUGCACAAGUCGGCAGCGCAGAGACUGUCCUCAGAGCUGAAGGAGCUCCAGGAGAAGCAGAAGAUGGAUCGCAAGGAGGCGGCCUUCCAGCUGCAGCAGACCCAGACCCAGCUGGAGGAGUUGCAGAAAGAGCUGAACCAGGAGCUGGACUCUCAGUCCCAGCUGGAGCGGGCUGCAGAGGGGCCAGGCCUGGCCACUGCCAGAGGGGCUGGGCCCAAAGGAGCAGAUGAGGAGGAAGAGGAGGCGGCAGCGGCUGCUGGCGCUGCAGGAGGAGGAGAGGUGGAGCAGGAUGCUGAGGGAGCUGUCCCCGUGGAGGCCGCACAGGAGCCGGAUGGAGAUCUGCAGCUCUUGGGAGCCGUGGAGCAGAAAAAUUACACCUCUGGAGGGCAGGGGGGGAAAGAUCUGAGGUCAGUGGAAACAGCCAUGACUUAUGUCUCUGAGACCCUGAACCCCCCGUCCACAUUCUCGCCGGAGUUCCUUCCUGUCCAGCUCCCUGACUCAUUCACAUACUCCUAUGAAUGCCCUUUCUCCCCCUUCCUAUACUCACCACCACCUGCAGCCGUGCCACAGGCUGCACCUCAGAUGCCUCCCUACUGGGGGGCCUCUGGUGUUACUCUGUGGUCUGAUGUGAGGGCUCAGGGAAUAGACCCUCCAGAACUCCAAAGGGACUGGAGGCACUCCCGAUCCUAUCACCGGAGACAAGGCAUAGAACACAGCGGUCAAGAACUCUUGGAAACUGAAGUGAAAGAAAGUAUAGAUAUUGACACCUCCUUCAGCUUUUUUCAAAAAGUGAUUGAGAAAAAUGCAGUUGGUAUCAUACAGUCCUAUCCCAUGUCUCCUAAGGUCACUGAUUGCAAACAGAACCUGACGGUUGUGCCGUCCCUCCACAGCCAAAGAGCAAAGGCCCCACAGGCAACUUUGUCCCUUCCAUACUGA
Messenger RNA from Cynocephalus volans (Philippine flying lemur), 1230 nucleotides. It is a transcript of the gene TEX13B, whose product is annotated as testis expressed 13B. Bases 1 to 1230 code for a protein of 409 amino acids. Gene Ontology annotation, molecular function: mRNA binding. Lineage: Eukaryota; Metazoa; Chordata; Mammalia; Dermoptera; Cynocephalidae. The transcript is spliced from 3 exons. The record is from RefSeq and is a predicted model, not a curated record.